GGUACGUUCCACCUUUGGUCUUUGGCGUGCAUGGGAACAUAGGUUGUGUUGGAUGCUGCAAAAAAACUCCAGAAGUUAUUGCAAUGGAUGAAGCAUCUAAAGGACUAAGAACUCAAGAUCAAACAGUGACUAAAGUGGAUGGAUCAGAAGAUUUUUGGAGCAGCAGCACCUUUGAAUUAGACCAUAGUGCUGCUCAGUCAGAGAGAAGCAUUUCUGAUCCUCAAAGCAGUGGAGGCAGUCAAAGUGGUCCUCCUGAAUUUAUCAACCAUGGGCUUCUUCUCUGGAACCAGAUAAGGCAACAAUGGGUUGGAAAUAAGAGGUCUGAUAAUGUCUCAGAAAUUCAAGAACCAAGAAUAAGUUCCAAUGCCACCUACGACAACCUACUUGGGAACAACAAGCCCUUUCCCCAACCCAUCCCUUUGAGAGAAAUGAUUGACUUUCUUGUUGAUAUUUGGGAGCAAGACGGUUUGUAUGACUGAUCAAACAAAAUAGUUAAAAAAAAAAAAAAAAAAAAAGUUUCCAAAGUUUUUUGGAGGAGACAUGAUGUGGAAUUUGUUCAUUGUCCUACUGGAUAGCUGUGAAUGAAGUUAACUAGAAAAUUUACUCUGUGUGGCUUCUUUUCUAAUUAUAUAUCCAUUAGAUUAGUUUAAUUGUAUAA
Molecule: messenger RNA, 658 nt
Organism: Cajanus cajan (pigeon pea)
Lineage: Eukaryota; Viridiplantae; Streptophyta; Magnoliopsida; Fabales; Fabaceae
Source: RefSeq, a predicted model, not a curated record